GGGCGGGGCCGCACCUGUGCUGCUGGCUGCUGGAGAUGGGGAGGGGACCGGCGCCCGAAGCAGCUGCGCGCCCCGCCCCGCGGGUUCCUCCCCGCCGCCGCGGCCCCUUGGCUGCUGCCCCGAUGCGCUGCGCCCGGAGCUCGGAACCAGCAGUCGCCAGAGCAGUCGGGGCACCCGGGCGGCCGCCGCCGCCGCUGCCCACACCCCUCGCGGACCCCGUUGGCCGCAUGGAGUCUCCAGAGGCCGCUGGUCAAGGAGAGAUUAAGGAAGUCAAGGUGCCCCAGGCUGCCCUGAGUGUUCCAGUUCAGGACACAGGGGACACUUGUCACACACCCGUGGCAGAAGAGGAGGAGGUUGGCAUUCCAAUACCGGCGCCAGGGUUCCUGCAGGUCACAGAGAGGAGGCAGCCUCUGAGCAGCGUCUCCUCCCUGGAGGUCCACUUUGAUCUCCUGGACCUCACUGAGCUGACCGACAUGUCUGACCAGGAGCUGGCCGAGGUCUUUGCGGACUCCGACGACGAGAACCUUGCCACCGAGUCCCCGGCAGGUCUGCACCCACUGUCCCGGGCUGGCUGCCUGCGCUCCCCGUCCUGGACAAAAACAAGGGCGGAGCAGAACCGAGAGAAACAGCCCCCCAGUGACGCAGAGCGGCAAGGGGCAGUUGUGGAGGCGCCCAAGGAGCAUUAGCCCAUGUCCAUCUGUCCGGAGUCACCGAAGGGCUGGGCCAGACCAUCCACUGUGAUGGCAGAUCAGGACAGCACUGGCACAAGAGACGGGCUCUACCAACUCCCCAGGCUCCAGCCAUCAACCCCUGACGACAUGUCAAAUCCGGGUGCCAGGCACAGGUCUCUGGGUGCCCCCAGCACAAGCACAGCCCAGUGGCCUUAGAUCCAGCUGGUUCCUGAAAUCAGGGACGACGCAGUGUGGAGUCUGCCUUGGGAUGAGAAGGAAUGGAGUGGAAAAUGGUGGCCCGAGUCCCUAGCACAAGACUUUUUGUCUCUUGUGAGAUUCUAGGUAGGCUCAAGGUAAAGGAUCCAAGCCCAUGACAGCUGCUCAGAAACACGUAGGGUUUAUCUUCAGCCUCAGCUCCUAAGCCCAAAGCAGAUUUGGUGGUAGGCCAUGGGCUGGCUCUGCUGUCCAGACAAGCGGUGGGGUUGGUGUUACUUCCAGAAAUUUCCACCUUGACUUACGUUUCACCCUUCCUCUGCCCUGGGCAGGCAUUGCUGUCUCCGUCCCCCAACCUCAGGCAGGCCUGCCUCUUUUGGUCUGUGGGUAUGACAGCUCAAAAGUUGAGAAAUUGGCCCUGUGUCUUCCUUAGUUCAGAACAUCCGCCCUCGGUGACGACUCCCAGACUGCUCGGAGGGGCAGAGUCUUGUGUCUGUCACAGGGGCGUCUGCUGUACAUCUCCAAAUCCUGUUGCCUAGCUCACCCACAUCACAGGUGGAGCAUGCAGUUGUGAGGCUGUGAUGUUGUGGGUCUGUCUCAGGAGCAGCGCAGGGGAGGCAGGGCCAGCCUAGCCACCUGCUGUGCUGGGACAUGAUGGGCACUUGGUUUAGACACUCGUGACACUACUUCAUGGGCUCAAAGGCAAACCAGAAGCUGCUCUGGCCAUGAAUCAAAGACUGGUUUUGAAAUAAAGGUUUACUUGCUUUCUGUC
This is a messenger RNA of Psammomys obesus (fat sand rat), 1656 nucleotides long. It is a transcript of the gene Dbndd1, whose product is annotated as dysbindin domain containing 1. Gene Ontology annotation, cellular component: cytoplasm. Gene Ontology annotation, biological process: negative regulation of protein kinase activity. The record is from RefSeq and is a predicted model, not a curated record. Lineage: Eukaryota; Metazoa; Chordata; Mammalia; Rodentia; Muridae.